Trichomonas vaginalis G3 is the source of this 336-nucleotide messenger RNA. RefSeq lists its product as uncharacterized. The transcript has a single exon. The record is from RefSeq and is a predicted model, not a curated record. The coding region runs from base 1 to 336 and encodes 111 amino acids. NCBI's taxonomy places the organism in Eukaryota, Parabasalia, Trichomonadida, Trichomonadidae.
AUGAGCUUGAAAGAAGUAUUCGAACAACAUCCAUGGAGGUCAUUUAAGAAGUUCAAUGAAGCUGCAAAGAGUUGGGGAUUUACUAACAGAGCUGAAGUUAAAACGUUCUUUGACAAAAAUGUUGUACAUCAAACAAAAAUAAACCCUUACGACUACUUUUUACCAAUUUACUCCAACACUCCUGACGCAUACCAAUUUGACACUCUCAUUCAAAGCAGAAAAGGAGGACAUAAACCAUUCCUCAUCUUCAUUAAUGUUAACACUCGUAAAGCAUAUGCAUAUCCAAUGAAAAAUAAAGGAACUCGUGAAGUGUUAAGAGUUUUACAAAGUUUGUAG